AUUACCCGCCAUCUUGAAUACAACAAGAAAUUGAUACUUGGGUUUUGUCAGUUUUGUUGGAAGGUUUCUUGGCAGAAUGUCAAAAAAGCGUGGGUUGAGUUUGGAAGAGAAGAGGACGCGAAUGCUGGAGCUUUUCUUUGAAAGGAAGGAAUUCUUUCUACUAAAGGAGUUAGAAAAAAUCGCUCCAAAAGAAAAAGGCAUUACCUCCAUGUCUGUCAAGGAAGUUGUACAAAGCCUGGUCGAUGACAAUCUGGUGGAUACUGAUAAAAUUGGUACCUCCAUAUAUUUUUGGGCAUAUCCAAGCAAAGCCAAGCAUACAAGACAACAAAAACUGACACAACUCACACAGCAAAUCGAUGAGUGUGAGAAGAAAAUUGCCUCUACAACAAAACUUUUAAGGCAAGCAAACAGUGGCAGAGAGCAGUCUAAUGAAAGAAAUUCAAUUCUUGAGGAGCUGACACAAAAAGAGAAACUUUGUAAAGAACUGGAGCAAGAGCUUGAGAGAUAUCGCGAAUGUGACCCAGAAGUGCUGGAAAACUUACAAAAGGAAACACUGAUGUCAAAGGAAGGUGCCAAUCGCUGGACUGACAAUGUUUUUACAAUCAAGUCCUGGUGUGAGCGCAAGUUUGGGCUGGAAAAGAAAAUGAUGGACAAAAGCUUUGGAAUUCCAGAAGACUUUGAUUAUGUGGAAUAGACAACAAGAAAUCCAUGUCU
This is a messenger RNA of Stylophora pistillata, 714 nucleotides long. RefSeq names its product meiotic nuclear division protein 1 homolog. Gene Ontology annotation, molecular function: double-stranded DNA binding. NCBI's taxonomy places the organism in Eukaryota, Metazoa, Cnidaria, Anthozoa, Scleractinia, Pocilloporidae. Gene Ontology annotation, cellular component: nucleus. Gene Ontology annotation, biological process: reciprocal meiotic recombination. The record is from RefSeq and is a predicted model, not a curated record.